GCGGGACGCUAGUGAGAGGAAGUCCCGACAUAAGCAGGCUAGUAGCUUGUGGGCGGUACCGCAGGGUGAUUCCAUGGAGAGGUGCCGCCGCAGCUGAAGGAAUACUGGCGCCUUCCUUUUACCUCACUGAGCCAAUCGCGCUUCACGACCCGCCGAUGGAAGAGCCACUGUGAGCGAGGCGGCUGCUGGAGCCAAGAGGCCCGGGAGGAAGAAGGCGGCGGCGGGAGGUGUAUCGAGCAGUUCUCGUUGCCUGAGCCCAGCCCAGCGGGGCUCUCACAGCAUGGUUGAGUAUGUUGUGGAGUAUGAUUACGAUGCAGUACAUGAUGAUGAGCUAACCAUUCGUGUUAGUGAAAUCAUAAGGAAUGUGACAAAACUAGAAGAAGAGGGAUGGCUGGAAGGAGAGCUAAAUGGAAGAAGAGGCAUGUUUCCUGACAACUUUGUUAAGGAAGUUAAGAAAGAGACAGAAUCUAAGGAUGAUGGCUUGCCAAUCAAGAGGGAAAGGCAUGGAAAUGUAGCCAAUCUUGUUCAGCGUAUGAGCACCUACAGGCUUCCAGCAGGAGGAUUCCAGCUGCAUUCCCAGUGUAAAAGCUUCAGGAGGAAAUCGAAAAAGCAGCAAUGUAAAGUUCUGUUUGAGUAUAUUCCUCAGAAUGAGGAUGAGUUGGAACUCAAGCUAGGAGAUGUUAUAGACAUUAAUGAAGAGGUGGAAGAAGGCUGGUGGAGUGGAACACUAAAUGGCAAAUUAGGACUAUUUCCUUCUAAUUUUGUAAAAGAGCUAGAGGUCAUAGAUGAUGGAGAAACCCAAGAAGACCUGGAUGAUGCAGAGUCUGUUUUUCCUGGCCCACUCUCACCUGUAACUUCACCAGGGAAUAGCAAUGAGUCUGGACCUGCACAGAUAGCACAGCCAAAGAAAAUCCGAGGAGUUGGGUUUGGAGAUAUUUUUAAAGAAGGCUCAGUAAAGCUUAAGACAAGAUUAUGCAGUAAUGAUUCAGAAGAGAAGAAGCAAGAUAAGCCAUUACCUGCUCAUCCAUCUGGACCAAAAGUAACCCAAUUUCCUGGAGCAACAAAAUCAGAAAUUGCAACUGAGGUAGCAAAAAUAGAAACUGAAAGCAAACAGAAAGCUAAGGAAUAUUGCAAGACCUUGUAUGCCUAUGAAGGUACUAAUGAGGAUGAACUUAGUUUUAAAGAAGGCAGUAUUAUCCAGAUAAUAAGCAAGGAUACUGGAGAGGCAGGAUGGUGGAAAGGUGAGCUUAAUGGUAAAGAAGGCGUUUUCCCAGACAACUUCGCAGUUCUGGUUUAUGAAUCGGAUAAAGAUUUUCCUAAGCCAAAGAAGCCACCACCUCCUGCAAAAGGACCAGAUGAAAAAGGAGGGUUGGAUCAGAAAAUAUCUAAACCAGUAGCUCCUCAAGUACCACCCAAAAAGCCUGUCCCUCCAAACAAAGCAAAUGUCAUUUUAAGAUCUGGGAUUUUGAAUCCAAAACGGUCAGAUAAACCAGUUGUGCAACCAUCAGUAUCUAAGACAAAUGGGGAAGUUGUUUCAUGGCGACCAAAAUCUGAAAUUGAGCCAGUGACAAAACCAAAGUUAGAUUCUGAACAGUUACCAUUGAGACCAAAAUCAGUAGAGGUCGAUUCAUUUGCAAUAAAGAACCUGAAAGGAACAGACCUUUUAAGUUUUGAUGAUAUAAUAGCUACCUCAAAUAAUUUAUCACAUCCAACUGCAAAUAGGCCAAAGAUGACUGGCAGGAGGCUUCCCGCUCGCUUCGGUGGCAAUAAUUCUUCUACUCAGAACUUAAAUAUAGAGAAAAGUGUGAAGUUGCAUAAAGAGGAGGAAGAAAGUGCCAAACUAAAGCCAUCUGAGGUUAGAAAGCCAUCUACAUUUGCUUCACCACUUCUGUCUUCAUCACCAAGACCUAGUUCUGUUGUACUCAGUGCUGUUACUGGUGCAAUGAAACUUAAACAGGAAACAGAUGAAGGGGAAAAGCAUUCCCUGGAAGAGCUCAGGUCCCAAGUCUUUGACCUGCUAACUAUGGUAGAAACACUGAAAAAAGAACAUGGGAAAGAACUGGAAAAAUUGAAGAGAGACUUGAAGAAAGAGAAGCAGAUGCGAAGUAACCUAGAGGUGGAAAUAGAAAAACUCAAGAAAGCUGUCAUAACUACAUGAAAGAGCCAUAGACUGAGUCUUAACCAUGCCAGGAUUUCAGAGUCAAAAUAAAAAUGAAGUUGACUUGACUUUUUUUACUUCACAUCAGUGAAUGGUAGCAUUCCAUUUUUUAAAAAAAUAAAUGAAUAUAAACUUACAUUCAGAGAGCUGACAGAAGAGAAUGGAUAACUUUCUUCUUUCUUAUCAAUAUAGAAGAGGCCUUAUUUCUUACUGUGCUGGAAUUGCAGACCUUUAUUUUCUUGGUUUGCUUCAAAAUACUACUGAAUCUGUAUAAAAAAGAGGGGUUCUAAUUAGAUUUUUAUUGAACAUCUAUAGCCUACUUUUUAAGAGAAAUGUACAAUAAAUAAGGCAAUAUAUCUUUGCAAAGUACUCUGUAAAACAGUCUAUACCAAUAGGAAGGCACAUGGUGUACCCUUGUCAUUAUAGUCACUACUUUUCCCACAAUGCCACAAGGGAAUAUGAUGUUUGUAUUUGGGGGGGGGAUUUAUAUCCAGGGCUCCACUGUUGUGCCUACUUGCAGUGAGAGUAUUAAUAAACAUGUUAUUUUAUAGUUCAGGAAGAUCCUGGGAAUUGGUUCUUGCUGUGGAGCAGAAAAGUCGCCAAGGCUUAUCAGUGCUAAGAUUCCUUUAACUGAGACAAAUAUCAUGUCACUUGCACUAUAGGAUUCAUUAAAGGCUUAUUUUGGGAGAAAGGGUGGGAUGUAAAUUUAAUAAAUAAUAAUAAUAAUAAAUAAUAAAGGGAUUUAUGGUUGGACCACAAAAACUCCAUACCCUGAUUAAUGCUUAAAUUCCACAAUAAAUGUGGGCAUGAGUCUGAAAUGACCUUCUAAUGUAAUCAGUUGUGCCCAAAUAUUACAACACAUGACAGACAAUAAAAAGCUCUCAGUUUCUGUGCUUUCAUAAAUUUUAAUCUUAACACUACAAUAUCAGCUUUAAAGAUUUUAGCAGUAAUCAUAAUAACAUUAUUGAAACCUUCAUAUGAAAACGAAGUAUUCAGAGCCACCCACCUGUUAACUAAAUGCCUGUUAACUUAAUAAGGGUGUAUCCCGCACAGGGCUGUUAAUGCAUUCACUAAGUCACAGGUGGAUUCUUAGAUACUUCAUUCUUACAUAUAUCUCAAUACCGCAAUAUGCUCUAGAAUCAAAAUGCAUUGAUUUUGUGUGAAACAAAGGACUUCUUUUGGAGUCAUUGUGCUUAAUUCAUUUUCUCCCUCAUUUUUUUCCUGUCGAGAAAAACUGAAAAUGUACAGUAUGUACAUUUGUGAAACGCUGUAUUCAAGCCAAGGCUAAAAAUACAAAAUCCAUACUCUCUCUUGUAUCUCCUUCGUUCCUGUCCUAAAACAUAGAAAGAGGUAAUAUUUUCAGUGAUUUUUAGGUUAGCCAAAUUAAAAUAAAAUGAAAUCUUAACUCUUCCUACGUCAGUGUAAAGUUUUAAUAUUCAUCUCCUGCUCUCCUUUAAACAAGCAGAAAGUGGAUGGCCUUUGUAUUUUGUCUUAGAUAAGAAUACCAACAGUCAUUGCGUGUUAGCAAGUGAAGAGAACUGAAUUUGUACUUGCAGAUAUAUCUGUUGUGAAUCGAUAGAUUUAAAAUAUAGGAAUGAAAAUGAGGCCUGUUUGGUUAUCAUACUGGUGCUUAGCUGACAAAUAUCUAAUGAAUCAAUUGUUAAUCAUUUUUGUUGCCAAUUUUCAUUUUCAGUAGUCUGAAUAAUAAAUCAUGUACUUCAGAUUGUCAACAUUAGUCACAACCAUCAGUCAUAAUGGUCAGUGGUCAACAAAUUUUGGCUUGACUUACUAGCCAAACCCAUUACUUGUGUUGCUACUGAUCCCUACCUUCUCUGAAUGUCAUGGCAUGUGCAGAGAACAUGGAAAGGGGAGUUGCCUUUGAGUUGGACUUUACACAGACGGUACAAGCAGCACUUUCCUGCUAUUUCCUCCUGCAGAAGCUCAAGGAGAAGGGAGAGAAGCUGCCCAUCCUUUCCUCCACAUGUUGAGAGGUGACUUCCAUCCUACAAGUUGUGUUUGUGCAGAAACCAACUGUAGUAUGUUGCUGCUGAUGCUUUCACUACCUCUAAAAGCCCAAAGGGGAGAAAGACAAUCGUUCUCUCUCCCCCCCCCCUCUCUCUCUCUCAAGAGAGCUUGUGGAGAAAAGAAGGGGCCAAUUCUUUUCCAUUGGUACUUUUGUAGGAGUACCUUACUGCUUGUGCUUUCUGCAAAAGCACAGGUUGCAGGAUUGAAACAACCACUCCUGUCUUCCCCAUUCUUCAUGAAGAAAAAGGAAAUGAUUUUGUACCCACCAUAGGUUGAACUGUUUUUUAGAAAACACCAGCCAUGUCUUCCAGAAAGGUGGAGCAACAGCCACUUCCCAUUAGGUUUUUGAAAGAGGCAGCUGGCGCUUUCUACAGAGCCACCUUUCCUUUACCCUGCUCCUGGGGAACAAAAAGACAUAUUUUCCUCCUGUGAGUUGGGUUUUCAAGAUUGUCCCUACCGCCUCUGCAAAAAAUGCACAGAAAGAAACUACUGCUUGUUUCCUCCAUGAAGAAGAAAGGAGGCGUGGCUUCUCUCAAUUCCUGUUGGGUUUUUGCAGAAAGCAGCAGUGAUGUGCUACUAAGGUGGCUUCUUAUCCUCCUCCUUCAAGAAGAGUCCAACUUGCAGGAGGCAAAACACUUUAUCCUUAUUUUCCUUCCCGGAGAAGUAUUUUCUCACAAGCAAGGCUUUUGGUGAAAGCACAGGUGCCUGCAAGAUUGGGGUGAGGGACAGUUGCCUAUAGUGAGAAGGGAAGUGGAUUUAUCAAAACUUAGUUCAGUAUGUGCUAUCUCAGAUGAACGGGCAACAAAAGAGCUCCUCUCUGAUAGCAACUUGUUGAAGUUUACUCUGAUUAUGCAAAGCAAGAACUAAGCCUAAUGAAAGAGAAUUAUUUUAUGUGCUCUUCACUGUGAUCCACAGUAAGGCAAAAUGGUAUUCAUUAUAAAUUGUUGUAUGACAGUUUUGUCUGCCUUGACGCUCAUAGCAGAUGAGUAGGACCUGACAAUCAGUUAAAUCAAAGGUGUUAAUUAUUAAAUGGCCUUUCUGCUGCAGCAAUAAAUGACCAAGUGCAAUGAUUUGAUUUAAAAAAACUUCUAAAAGUUGCUGCUGUGUUUUUAGCAAUAGAGGUCUCGCUGAUAUGUCUUAAAUUAAUAUUGUAUAAUGGGAAAUGGGGAACAUAUGAAGACAUUCCAAAGAAUGUGAGUUAUUUCAAAUAGUAUGCUUCAUUGCCUUGUUGACAGGUGCUGUAAAAUUAUGCAUGCUAUCAGAAUUCCACAAAUAAAAUUAUAU
Molecule: messenger RNA, 5467 nt
Organism: Rhineura floridana
Lineage: Eukaryota; Metazoa; Chordata; Lepidosauria; Squamata; Rhineuridae
Gene: CD2AP
Product: CD2 associated protein
Exons: 17
Coding region: 281-2158 (625 amino acids)
Cellular component (GO): cytoplasm; vesicle; cell leading edge
Molecular function (GO): protein binding
Source: RefSeq, a predicted model, not a curated record